GAUCCAGGCAGCGUCAGUCAGAGGAAGGAAGGACGGAAGGAAGGAAGGAAAAGUCGAAGAAGGCGGCAGCGAGGGAGGAGGAGGAGGAGGAGGAGGAGGAGGAGGAGGAGAGGGGCUGCCUCCCCUCUCCCCGCCGGUACAGCCAUGUCUGAGACCUAUGAUUUCCUCUUCAAAUUCCUGGUGAUUGGAAGUGCUGGCACAGGGAAGUCCUGCCUUCUCCAUCAGUUCAUAGAAAACAAAUUCAAACAGGAUUCCAAUCACACAAUUGGGGUGGAAUUUGGAUCAAAGGUCGUGAAUGUUGGUGGCAAAACAGUGAAGCUCCAGAUUUGGGACACAGCCGGGCAAGAGCGGUUCAGGUCUGUAACGAGAAGCUAUUACCGGGGUGCAGCUGGGGCGCUCUUGGUCUAUGACAUCACCAGCAGAGAGACGUACAAUGCCUUGACCAACUGGCUAACGGACGCCCGGACUCUGGCCAGCCCCAACAUAGUCAUUAUUCUGUCUGGCAACAAGAAGGAUCUGGACGCUGACCGGGAGGUCACGUUUUUGGAAGCGUCACGUUUUGCCCAGGAGAAUGAGUUAAUGUUUCUCGAGACCAGCGCCUUGACUGGGGAGAAUGUAGAAGAAGCUUUUCUAAAAUGCGCACGGACCAUACUGAACAAAAUUGAAUCAGGUGAACUUGAUCCAGAGAGGAUGGGCUCAGGCAUCCAGUAUGGGGAUGCGUCUCUGCGGCAGCUGCGGCAACCCCGAGGGACUCAAACACAGACCAGGCAGCAGUGCAACUGCUAGAGCCGGAACCCAAGCAUGCCUGGAAACUGUCUUGCAAGGGAUUCCUGCUCCACCUCCAUGCCGCCGCUGCCGCCCCUUUCUCCUUGCUCCUCGCCUCUCCCCUUCCCUCUCGAUCAGAAGCUCUGCAAGUCCAGUUCUCAGGCAGGCGUCCCUGCGAGAGGCCUGCGAUGGAGACGCCGUAUGCCCGGCUCCCUUCUUCCGGCACCACAUGACUCUUCUGGCUGUGAGGUCAGCGGGCUGCGUGCUCACGAGCGGCAGCGGGGACCCACGGAGCUGCCUCCGCCUCCAUGAUGAUGCCUUCUGCACUCCAUGGCUGCUGCUGCUGCUGCUGCUGCUGCUGACUUAAUGACGAAAUACAGUUCUGAUUUGGGGGUGAAGUAUGUGUGUCGCUUCGGAGAUACUUAAUUCCUCUCACCUCCUACCCUAAAGAGUGCAUCUUGAUUCUACCUUUUUGGGGAGAGGUCAGCGUAGCUUCUCUAGGGCAGGCCAGAGCACGUGGCACUUCCUGGGGGCUCUCGACGCCGUGGAGCAGGGGCUGUGCCCUCUAAGAUCUCUACAUGGGAAUAUUCCGCCGUGGUUGCAAAACCGGAUGACCCCGAUGCUUCUUGAUAGCAUCUCCGGUGCGCAUCUUUCCCAUGCGGGGUCCAGCUUGAAUUGAUGUUCUCACCAGAUCCACUUGUGUGUGUACGUGUGUGUGUGUUUCCGUUCCUCCGCUCCACGUUGAGGGCAGCUUCCUCUUUUUACAAAAGCCAGACACGGCACCUUUUGCAGGCCCUUUCAUUUGCGUUUCUGUCUCUGCCUCCCCGUCUCCUCCGUGGGGCCAGGGCAAGACCAUGAAAGGGCUGCACACUCAACAUCUGCGUCUUUGCCACUCCUGUGUGUGGUGGCAGCUGUAAGAAAUGACGUUUCUGGGUGUGUGUGUGUGUGUGUGUGUUGAGCGAGGGUUGCUCUUCACUCGAUGUUCCUACUUUGGUCUGAGCACACAGGAAGGAGCCCGUUGCUUGUGUGAUGCCGUCCCUUAGUGCCUGUGUGCCUGUGUCCUUCCCCUUCCCUUGAUACUUUUACUACCACCUGUUUCUGUCACCUUGGAUGCCCGACGGUUGUCAGGUGCUGCAACAAAGCCCCAGGGCUCUACAGCCUUUGACCAGGCGCUGCCGUAACAUCUUGGGGGACUUUUGGGCUUCAAAGGGCGCCUUCCUCUAGCAAAGGCUGCGCUGCAAGGAAUGUUUGCAGUUUUCCACGGCCCUUUCAUUCCUUCGUGAGUCGGUUGCCCUCAGACUCGGCUCCCGCCCGGCGGCUUAUUGACUAAGUCCAGGUCCUGAGCCCUUGUCCUUCAAGGCCAGCAGCGCUUCUGCGCCCGCUGGUCUCAUUCCUCUGUCAUGAAGGUUGGACGGGCUGUGUGGGCGCGGAGGAGGGAGUGGAGGAGCGUGGGGCAGAUCUUUGUAAGCCAGGUCUGCUCUCCUCCAAGUAGAAUCUUUCUCCUUCCCUAGCGGCUGGCUGUGGUGGCCUGGGCUAGCCCAGGGGUGGGCAACUUUGCACACCCCCCCCCCCCCAGAUAUUUUGGCCUAUAACUCUCCUCAUCCCUCACCAUUCGUGAUGCUAAGGAGGAAGGCAGGAGCUGUAGGCCCAAACGUCUGGGCCAGCCCUUGAGAGAGUUCCUCCUUUCGCACGCGCACGCACGCACCCUGUUUCUCCUUCUGGAGGCUGAGAUUGCUCACGCCGGCCUUUCGGCCUGGAGCCACCAUAAUGGGGCUUCCUUCAAGUCUUGUGCAUCAGAGGGUCUGCCUUGGAAUGCUCCUCCCUGAGUUGCUCCAUGCUCCUGAGCAUUAUCCAGAAUGUGGCUGAGCUCCAAAAUCUGUUCAGUCAUUUGGUUGGAGGCAUUUCUGGGCAAAGAGGCACCAUUGUAGGGGAAAUUUACCAAAAACCUGUGUGAAAUUGGGAGGUAGGAUGGAGGUUUUCGCUUCUGCUGGUGUUCUGAUCAUGUUUGGUGCUUGCACACGUGGUGGAGACGGGGCAUGCGCUCCUGAGUGCCUGGGGCGCCCCCUCUCCCUGCUGCCCUGGCUUUGCAGAUGCCGGGUGCGGUGUGGGUGUUGGGCCGCGUGGGAGGUGUCGCAUUGGGAGAGCACGAUCUGCUUCUCUUGUUCUGUCUUCUGCUGGAAUGUCGGAACUGGCCUUUCUUGCAUGCCUUAUUGGUUGGAUGGGAAGACCCACCCCCGCCCCCAGCUGCUGCAUCACUUCCUUCAAUUGAGCCCCCUCAAAAAAUACAUUUAAAAAAAAACCUCAAGAGGAAGGUGGGUGGGAGGAGUGAAUUUGGAUUCUCUCUUUGUCUUUCUUUUUAAGUGUAAUGUUGAACUUUGUUAUUUAUUACCUCUGUGUGGCUGUUAGGAGCCCUCCUGCCGCCUUGUCUGUGGCCCCUCCUGCUCUCCGCACCCCCGUGCUUCUACGAACCACCCCUCUGAUUCUGGGCAACCUCCCUUGGGGCUGGUCAAGGGGUGGGCAGUUUGGACCGGGUUGCUUUUCAUAUGUGGCUGAGCAGCUGACUGUUACAAAGCAGCCCGUGACCCGGAUCCUCCGGUGGAUUUUCCUCUUUCAAUGCAAACAUUCCCUCCGAUUGAAGGCUGUGAAGCUGAUUCUCCUACAUAAAAUGUUCUUUUUUUUUCCUUUUCCAA
Elgaria multicarinata webbii is the source of this 3455-nucleotide messenger RNA. RefSeq names its product RAB4B, member RAS oncogene family (gene RAB4B). The record is from RefSeq and is a predicted model, not a curated record. The transcript has 8 exons. Gene Ontology annotation, biological process: Rab protein signal transduction; vesicle-mediated transport; regulation of endocytosis. NCBI's taxonomy places the organism in Eukaryota, Metazoa, Chordata, Lepidosauria, Squamata, Anguidae. Gene Ontology annotation, cellular component: recycling endosome; plasma membrane; insulin-responsive compartment. The coding region runs from base 145 to 786 and encodes 213 amino acids. Gene Ontology annotation, molecular function: GTP binding; GTPase activity.